This is a messenger RNA of Tribolium madens (black flour beetle), 6221 nucleotides long. It is a transcript of the gene Asx, whose product is annotated as polycomb protein Asx. Gene Ontology annotation, cellular component: PR-DUB complex. Gene Ontology annotation, biological process: positive regulation of transcription by RNA polymerase II; animal organ morphogenesis. NCBI's taxonomy places the organism in Eukaryota, Metazoa, Arthropoda, Insecta, Coleoptera, Tenebrionidae. Gene Ontology annotation, molecular function: DNA binding; chromatin binding. Bases 1116 to 4607 code for a protein of 1163 amino acids. The record is from RefSeq and is a predicted model, not a curated record. The transcript is spliced from 5 exons.
UUUUCCAGUUGGAAGGUUGUAUAUCUAACUCUGCAUAUGUCAACAGCCGUUCUAAAUACACUAGAGUAAUAAUGGCACACUCAGCAGUCAGUUGAGCAGCAUUGAACAAAGUCCUCACAAACUUGUAAAUCUGUCGAUGUUCCGGAUUAUGCUUGUCAUAAUCGUCACUGACCCCAUCCCUCGUAAGCGGAUGCAUCUUCUCAUCGAAAAUAUCAAUCUCCCUUUGCGAAUCCCUAUUUUUGAUGUGGUAAUAAAUCGCCAAGGCCACACACUUGACCGUGUUCUUCAAGUUGGGCUGCGAGACUGUGCUGUCGUCCAGAUAGAUCGUCGAACAGGAGCUGCUUUUCUUCAGGGGGCGCAAAUCGGCGAUCUGGUGCUGGCUCUUCCUGCGGAUCAUGCCAUUCUCGAUGGCCGUCUUGGAGCGCUCGAUGAAGAUGGUCUUGGCUGUGGGGUCCUGCGAGGGGUCGGCGUCGCCGUCGUCGGCUUCCCGCUCACUGAUAUGCUGCAGGUUACUGACACUAACCUCGCCCUCAUUCAGCGUGUCUUCGAUGGGGAUGAUGACGCGAUGGCUGGUCUGCGGGCUGGAGUACGAGCAGCAGCUGUUCUUGUUGCCCAUGGCGGCGCUUUUGGGGGCCCCUUAACGUGCGUCCAUCGGGUCGACGCGACGUUAUCUGCAAGACGAGUAGUUCAUUUUAUCACCUUUGUGUCCACACUGAUAAGCGGAUUUUAGAUAAACAGAGAUAUUUCAUAAAAUAGAAUGGGGAAAUUUGAACGUUGGCACUGGUUUGGUUGCAAGUUGCAGACAAGAGUCGCCAACCUGGCGGUUCGAAAAUCCUGUUUAUAUUAGGCCCGGUUAUGAAAUGGCGGAUGGUGUUUUAUUGUCAAAGAACGAGUGCUUUUAAACAAAAAGACUAAGAUUGUCGCCUCACACCACUUUGUAAAUGAAUGGCGAAUUAUUCGGCGAUGAGGGAGCGGUCCCGUCGUGACCCGGACGCGUAUCGAAAUUGACCGUAAUAUGGGGUGAAUUGGAGCCCGAAAAAUCGCUCGUCUUUCACACAGAAGUCGCAAAAAUCUGCUCAAGUAAACUUUAAUGUCCUCAACUGUUAAGUUGCGUGAUGGAAAUAGACGUUACACCCGAAGCGAGUUCAGAAAAAAGUGACGGUGCUUCGAGUCAAGGCGAGGAAGAAAAUGUCGAAAAAGUCGCCGAAAAAACGGCCCCCGAGCCGACCAAGAGCAAGAAAGCUAUCAAGCUUGCGUUGCGACAGCAGGCCAAACGCAGGAAAAAGAACACUACGAUUGCGUCUGGGAAUACGUCUACAGUACCUAGGAUAAUAGUGAAACCGUUGCCCCCACAGCCUCCCGAGGAGGUGCCCCCGGCUUCUGUCAAAACCCCCACGAUGAGGGAAGUCCUAGCGUCGAUUCCUGGCUUCACCAUGAAACCUAGAAGACGCACCAAUAAGAAACUUUCAACUGCAGCUCAAUUGGAACAAACCAAAGAGGGCUGCAUCGAUUUGGAAACUCCAGACUCAAUCCUUGUCAACACAAACUUAAGACUAUUACUCAACAAAGCGACCUUUGCCUCUCUACCCCUUUUAUACCAAAACAAAUUAGUGCAAUUAUUACCAGACGUUGAUCGAAAUAGUGUAACAAAUUCUUCAGAUUCCCUUGAACUCAGCAAUUCCGGAUUAAAUAACGAAUUUUUUGCGAGGGCGUGUGUUGAAUGGCAGGAUCGGCUAGCUGAAGGCGAAUUUACUCCAGAAAAUCAACAAAAAUUGAAACUGGAAGCUGACAAAGAGCGCAGUAAACUAGAUCCUUGGAAGUUGAAACACUUUGAACCAAUUUGGGGAGAUAGGAGUCAAACUGAACCUCUCCAAAGUUUCAACACACCUCCAGCAACAGCCCCAGCAAGACCCCCUAUAAAAACCACAAUAAAAUUAAGACCCACCACCACAGUCAGCAGCAAUAAAUCGAAAGUAGCGCCACCUGUCAAACGACUACGAACCGUAGGAGCGAUGACUAGAUCCUGCACAAGCCUGAAAGAAUCUGAAAUAACAAAUCAGGAACCGGUAAAGACUCCAAUUCCUGAUUUGUUACCGAUUAAAUCGGUCCGAAACCAAGCGCCUAAGGAAGAACCCAAACCAAUAAUCGAAGAUCUCAGCGAAACUCAUGCCGAAAAACAAGAAAACUGUAUAAUAAACAUAAGCAAAACUAUUCUUCAAACCGACGAAGAGACAAUCAUUACUUGUAGUAACAAUAAUAAAAAAGCGGAAAAGCGCCGGAGAUCUCACAGUGUUGAAUCCAUCGAAAAGUCGCCGAAACGCAGAUCGCCAAAUCUCUUUCCUGACGAAACGAAAGAAACUACAGAGCCCUGUAAUAUCGACUCGAAAACAUCAGACGAAAACUCCGUCGAUAGCUCGAUCUCCGAAAGCGAUACCAAAGACGAGGAAGAGCCCAAAAGCGAGGACUCUUCCUCGACCGCCACCACCGACGAAAAAGUCGACGAGAGUCAAGACGAAGAGCCCAAAACCGACUCGAAGAUCGACGAGGAUGAUGAGGAGAACCCCGCGCAAAACUUGAUAGAGGACUCGUUUCCUAUUCUUCCCAAUUCGCUUAUUUUGCAGCAGGAGUCGAUUGUUUUGGAGAAGACGUCGUGUUCGGAGCUGUGCGACGCCGCAUUGUGUCUGGAGGACUCGGCGGAGAAGCUCGAAGCGAGUGUGGAGGAAUCCGAUUUGGUGAUGGCGCAAUUGACCGAAAGCAAUUUCGAAAGUGUGAGGAAUAUCGCAGAUGAUGAUGCGAAUGAGGAUAGGUUUAUCGAUGCCGAGAAUUAUGUGUUAGAAUCGGGACAAAUUACGGUUCAAGAGGCCGAUAAGGAGAAAGAGGCCACUGAGGUCGAUAUACAGGCGACGCUGUUUGGCAAUGAUGCAGCCCAAGCGCCAACAGAAGGCUGCUGUUGGAAUUUAGUCGAUUCGAGUACCGAGAAGCUUCUAGAAGUGCCUUUGCACGCGUUAGAAUCCGUUCCUGCUGGUAUCGUAGGCCAAGAGAAUCCCACCGAACACGUUGAAGUCAUUCCGAUGCAAGAAGAACUCGAAGUGAGAUUGGAACAAGGAAAUUUCCCCGUACCGAAUGACUGGCCUUACGAUGUCAAAAUGGAUUCGGAAAUGGUAGCUGCUGCUUUGGGAACCACCGCGAGCGAUACCAACGCCUCCACAAACAAUAAACCGAACCAAAACUACCAGGAAUUCACCGGAAAUCAAGUCAAACUGGAACUGGAAGUGACUCUAACACCGGAAAUUAUUAGUAACGAUAGUCUUAUAACUAGUACAGUGAGUUCGAGUAAUGGGACGAAUUCGACUGUUACGCCCUCUGUUAGUAAAACAGUAACGACUGUGAUUCCACCGACUACUAUAGUUUGUUUACCUUCGGUUGUUAGUACUGCGUCGUUGGUGAAUCCCCCAGUUAAUGAAACGCAGUGUCCUACUUUACCGAGGCCUGGUAUGGUACAAAGUUCAAGUGCUUUACCCUAUCUGGCUUUGAGUACGAGUCAACCAAUCAGGGCCGUACCAGCCCAUACUAAAUCUAAACCGAAGAAUUCACAAACUAGCAGUUCGAAUCGAAACAGAGGGAGCAAUAAGCCACCUCCGGGAGCUGUUAAUUUGGAAAGGAGUUAUCAGAUAUGUCAAGCGGUUAUUCAAAAUAGCCCCAAUAGAGAUCAACUUAGGUGUCAAUUGAAGCCACCUCCGUCUCUUCUUGCCGCCGCCGCAACUAGCAACACUGUAAAAAAGAAUGAAAACAAUAGACAAACUCAGUACAGUUCGGUGACAUCGUCUCGUGGUUCAACCAAGACGUUUACGCCCCCAUUACCCGCCAGUGGUAACUUUCAAAUGGUGCAAAAUAAUGGUGUCAAAAACGUAGGACAGAAGGCUAGAUCUGUUCCCUACCAGCAGCAGAGGCAACCGAGUCCACCAGUGGUGGUGCGCCACGUGUUCACAUCAGGACAGGGAAUUCCUGUCACCAUGGCUGUGCUUCCUCAACCUCCUGCCUUAAGUCCUGAAGUGGUUGAAGCCCCGAACCCCAUGGGCGCCGUCGGUCAGUACAUUCUGGUGCAGCGCGCCGGCGUCGGCGACCACCACAACAUCCCGCGAUCCUCGAGCGCCCCGCCGUCUCACCAACAACUCCCCACCGCGAUCAACACGCAGAUUGUGUCGGUGGGGGCGCGCGGGCGUCCCGCUAGCGUCGACGCCGACCAUCCCAUCCUGCAACAAGGGGGCCCCCAGCCGCCUCAGCCGCCGCAAUCGAACGAUUUUAUCGUUCAGUGUCCGAAUCCCGGGACGCAAGCGGUCACCCGCAGACAGAGACUGCCCUCAGGUGUGGUGUACGGCGACGUGAGCGUCGAGAAUCCAAUGCACAAUUACACGAUCAUCGGGGGGGAGAAUGUGAUGGUUGACCAUCCGGGGGCGGCGAUGCAGCCCCAAAUGCCGAUGCAGAAGCGGAUGGACAAUUGCGCGUGCAGUUUGAAAGCGAUGGUGGUUUGUAAAAAGUGCGGGGCGUUUUGUCAUGAUGACUGUAUCGGGCCGAAUAGACUCUGUCGUACGUGUUUUAUACGGUAGGUUGGAGGGUGAGAGGUUAUUUGUUGGUAACGGUAAUGGGGGUGUCAGGCAGGGGAAGUGUAGAUAACAGGUCGCUGGUUUGUGAUAUUUUUUUAAACGAAGGUUUGGUUUUAUUUAUAUUUUAGUUAUUGAUUUGUAAUAACGGCGGUUUUGCCCAUUUUUCAUUAUAUGAACAUAAUAGGGGUCUUAGGAAAAAUAUUAUUAAAAAUAAUUUUUGAAACGUACUUUUUUUAUGUAAAAAAAUUUACUCUUAAUUUUACCAGAUUUCGUAUGUCUAGCACGGAAACCAUUACAUUUUUUUGUUUAUUAAUUUACAUAUUCAGGGCUCGAUGAAGGAGGUCCUUAAAAACAAUCUUUAUAAUGUCAACUAUAAUUUUGGAAAUAUUUGUUAUUUCAUGACGGAAAACUCAAUAACACUGCAACGUCAACGACUUUAAUGUCAUGAUUCUUACAAUAUUACGAUCUGUUAUCUACAAGCGGAAUUUUUGUGGUGGUAACAUUUUUAUUUUUUACAUUACAGUUGUCUAAAAGUUUAUUAGCGUUUUCUACGACGUUGGUAACACUAUUCCGUACUAAUUUAAGACAGCUGAUUUUAACUAAAUGGAGAAUGAUAUUAUACGAUUAUUUAUAAGUGAGCAGCUUUAUUGCAAGAUCGUUGCCAACAAAUAAAAAGUGAAAUUGUACUGUGGUAUAUUGAAAAAAUGUAACAAAGAAGACUUGGUUCAUAGUGAUUUUUAAUAUUAGUUUUUAAAUUUAUAUUGUAAUUUACAACAUAGUGAGGACUAUUUUACUUAAUGCUUGUACAUGUGGAAGAGAAUACUCUGAUCGUCACCGAUUUACAUUUUUUUUAUUGUGUAAAUUAUUUUAGUCUGCUACAUAUCAUACACUUCAUUUUAUAUAUUAUAUGUACUUUAUUUUUGUUUAUUUAUUUAUUAUUGUGCUCGCUCAGACGUUUGUUUUUUGUUUGUUAGAAGUCUUCCAGCGUUUUGAUAAAGAAAAAAUUGAAAAAUAAAUUUGUAGCUUGGUGUCCUUUUUCAGUGUACUGUAUGAUCAAAAAAAUUGGCUUUCAGGGCCAGCCGGGAUUACACAGUUUCUUUGAUCAUACGGUAUUUUUACUUUGUCACAAACUGAAUUGUACUACCUCAGGUAUAUUCGAGUAUACUUUUCGAUUUUUGCUAAGGUUUUAUAAGCGUUUCUAGUGCAAUAAAUUGUUUUUGUCGCAUCACGCCACUGGAAAAACAAACUGAUUUUGUGUGAUUUCCCGAAUUUGUAGCAUAAUGCUUUUUAAAAUAGUGUUAUUGUUAGAUUCUAGAGAAAUGUGUAAAAUGACUUUUUUUCGCAUGUGUUAUUCCUAAUUACUACAUGCUGGAACUGAGGAACACACGUUAAAUUAGAUACUCGUUUCGGUUAUAAAAUAAAAACGAAAUUUAGACCGACAAAAAGAAUACACAAAAUUUGACCGGUUUUAAAUUUUUACAGGAACUCAAACUACUUGUUUUUCCCCAAACCCCACAUGUAGUCCAUUUUCUUGUACAGUUUUUAUAGCAUUGCCCUUCAUUUUCUCAAACCCUGUAAAUAAUCUGCGAUAAUUUGAAAUAAAAAAUACUUGUUUUA